UCCGGGUCAGAGGGCGGCGAGGGGGCGGAAGCGGAGCAGCAUGUCGGCGAUCGGGGCGCUGGAGCCCGUGCGGGGCGGCCCCUUGUUCCGGCCCCUCAGCGCCGAGGACGAGGAGCAGCAGCCGGACGAGAUCGAGUCCCUCUGCAUGAGCUGCUACCGCAGCGGGGUGACGCGGCUGCUGCUCACCAAGAUCCCCUUCUUCAGAGAGAUCAUCGUCAGCUCCUUUGCCUGCGGCAGCUGUGCUUGGUCCAACAGCGAGAUCCAGUCGGCGGGGCGGAUCCAGGAGCAGGGGGUGCGCUACACCCUCGCCGUUACUGCACGGCAGGAUAUGAAUAGGGAAGUAGUGAAGACAGAUUGUGCCACGGCUAGAAUCCCAGAGCUAGACUUUGAAAUUCCUGCUUUUUCUCAGAAAGGAGCUCUUACCACAAUCGAGGGAAUAAUUGACAGAGCUGUCGCUGGCCUGGAGCAGGAUCAGCCAGUCCGCAGGGCAGCAGACAAAUGUGUGGCAGGAAAAAUAGAUGAGUUUAUUGUCAAACUCAAGCAGCUGAAGGAAGUGGAUUCUUCUUUCACCUUUAUCAUAGACGACCCUUCAGGUAAUAGCUUUGUGGAGAAUCCUCGUGCGCCGCAGAAAGAUGACGCUCUUGUGGUUACUCAUUACAGUAGGACUGCCCAGCAGGAUGCUAUGCUUGGCCUGGAGGCAGAGGAGACUGAUGAGAACUCAGCUGACUCUGUGGAGGAUCUGAGGAAUGAAGUGUUGCAGUUCAACACAAACUGUCCGGAAUGUAAUGCCCCAGCCAAUACUAACAUGAAGCUAGUGCAAAUUCCACACUUCAAGGAAGUGGUCAUCAUGGCUACAAACUGCGAGGCCUGUGGGCACAGGACGAAUGAGGUUAAAUCUGGAGGAGCAAUAGAACCACUGGGUACCAGGAUCACCCUUCAUGUUACAGACCCUUCAGACAUGACAAGAGAUAUACUAAAGUCAGAGACAUGUAGCGUGGAGAUUCCAGAGCUGGAGUUCGAGCUUGGCAUGGGAGCGCUGGGGGGGAAAUUCACCACUCUGGAGGGCCUGCUGAAAGAUAUCCGAGAUCUGAUUAUGAAAAACCCCUUCACUCUGGGGGACAGCUCUACUCCAAGCAGAGUGGAGAAGCUCCAAGAGUUUGGCAGGAAGGUGUAUCAGAUUAUGGAGGGUCACAUGGAGGCUCACUUCAUUCUGGAUGAUCCUGCAGGGAACAGCUACCUUCAGAAUGUCUAUGCUCCAGAGGAAGAUCCAGAGCUAAAAGUGGAGCACUACGAGCGCACGUUUGCACAGAAUGAGGAGCUGGGCCUCAAUGACAUGAGAACUGAGGGCUAUGAAACUGAGCUGACCUCUGAGCGGUAGCAGCACAUGGAGGGACAGAAAAGCCAAACUCUUCUCACUAAGUUAUUACUAUUGUAAUAGGGCUAAGGACCUGGCCUAUCUUGCACUGGAAGCAAGCUUUUUGUUGGGCAGCUGGAGGGUACACGUGCUUAAUUUACCUUUUGGAAGUUGGCAGGUGGGCAGACCUUAAAGUCAAAAGUUGAGUCUGUUAAUUACCUUAUUUUGGAGGUUUAUACUUGCAUAAAGAAAAAUGUAAAAAACCUG
Dermochelys coriacea (leatherback sea turtle) is the source of this 1621-nucleotide messenger RNA. It is a transcript of the gene ZPR1, whose product is annotated as ZPR1 zinc finger. The transcript has 14 exons. The coding region runs from base 41 to 1378 and encodes 445 amino acids. Gene Ontology annotation, molecular function: zinc ion binding. Gene Ontology annotation, cellular component: cytoplasm; nucleus. NCBI's taxonomy places the organism in Eukaryota, Metazoa, Chordata, Testudines, Dermochelyidae. The record is from RefSeq and is a predicted model, not a curated record.